Messenger RNA from Staurois parvus, 291 nucleotides. The record is from the annotation of a GenBank genome assembly. Lineage: Eukaryota; Metazoa; Chordata; Amphibia; Anura; Ranidae.
AUCAGCUGUGUCCAAUCACAGCUGAUCACUGAUCAUCAGGGCACUGAUGAUCAGUGUGGCCCCAGAAGUGCCACGUGCCAGUGCCCAUCAGUGCCACAUCAAUGCCACAUAUCAGUGCCUAGCAAUGCACAUCAAUGCCACAUCAGUGCCCAUCUGAGCUGCCUUUCAAUAUCACCCAUCAGUGCCAGUCAGUGCCACCUAUCAAUGCCAAUCAGUGCCACCUAUCAGUGCUGCCAGUCAGUGCCGCCUAACAGUGCCAGUCAGUGCUGCCUAUCAGUGGGAUUCAUCAGU